Molecule: messenger RNA, 8767 nt
Organism: Porites lobata
Lineage: Eukaryota; Metazoa; Cnidaria; Anthozoa; Scleractinia; Poritidae
Source: the annotation of a GenBank genome assembly
AUGUUGUUGGGUUUGAAAUCUUCCAUUGCAGGACAUUUUGGCAAGUAUUUUGCCUUGACUAAGUAGAGAUUUUGGGGGGUAUUCAAGCUAAACAAGCUGAAUAUUGGUCUAGUACAGUUUGCGUAUGCCGGCCGCGUGGUUCUAGAUUACCAGGCGAGGAAAAGAUAAAUUCGAAUUUCAAAAUAAAUCGAUAAACAACCGCAAACUUUCAUUCUCCAUUUUUUACGUGGUAUAUCGCUUAAUCCUUCACGGAAGUGAAAUUAUGGAGUUUUUAAGGCUUGGAAAUUGGGCAUAGGAUUUUGGGGGGGUUAAUUUUUUGUCACGGGAUUUUUUAUUUUGGGAGGUUUUGUUAGAAGCUGUGGGGAUCAUCCCCGUCACUUUAACUCUGGAGUGCCCCCAUCUCCCCGUGGGAUGUUGUGCUCAAUGACUGACUUUUAUAAAAACCCGCUUGUGGCUGAUCUGCCCAACUAAUUUGUUCAUAUUUUUUGCAGCACCGGCGGCAAAAAACAGGUCAUAGUUUUGUCGCUUCCUGGCGAGGAUGAGGAGUAUUAUCGCCCCUACUUUUCGGAUAUUGCCAACUUUGCCUUUGAAAUGGAUCUCAGAACUAAAGGCAGAGAUCACCUGUUUAUCGUCCACGAUGAAACAGGCCGGAAGUACUUUCAGAACCGCACGUUUACCCACGCUCAUUUCAUUGAAAUGGCAAAGCCGUCUAUGGACGCGUGGAUGAGAGAUUUUCCCCCCGCCAUGCCAAACCAGCAGGUCAAGUUUACCUAUAAACCACAGUACCUUACGGUUGAGCAGGCCAAAUUUGAUGAAGAAAGGUUUAAGAGGUUUGCCACCCUGGUGGGCUUGCCUUCACUAAAGCACAGCAACAUUAUUCUUGAAGGAGGGAACAUUGUGGAAAAUGGAGACGAAAUAGCCAUAACCACUGAGAGAGCGUACCAUGAUAAUCCAAAUAUGUCUCACCAGGAACUCGUCAAGACGUUGGAAGCUGCUAUCAACAGAAAAGUUGUGGUUAUUCCAGACCCAGGAGAUGCAACUGGACACGCUGACGGCGUCGCGUCAUUCGUGGAGAAAAAUACUCUGUUAGUUGGGUUAGUAGAGAACCACCCCAAUGGAAAAGCUAUACACGAUAACUCGAUAAACGCUAUUCUUAAAGUCUUUCCAAAUCUCACUGUUGUGACUCUCCCGUCCUAUUGGGUAAACACCACUACCUGGGAUGGUUUUACAAGUGCUGAAGGUUGCUAUGCCAACUCUUUGGUGACCUACAAUGCUGUUUACCUACCUUUCUUUUCCAAUCAGACGGGCAACGAAAGAGCAUUUGCUGUCUUUAAGAAUAGUACCACCAAAGAAGUCAUCCCUGUGUAUAACACCGGUACAGUACCCGUACUCGGAGGAAGCCUUCGUUGCAUGACGUGGCAGAUUGACGAGAAUCACCCUGUGGCUCAAGCAUUAUUUGAAUACGUGAAGACGAAAAAGUCCCCUAGUGGGUCGGCUUCAGUGGUCACUGCACAGAUUGCGUGGAUGGCAGCCUUUGUGCUGAUAGCUUUUGCUUUGGCUUCUUCCCAUUAACUUUGUUUGAGCUAGCUGUCUCGUGUUUAGAUACCUUAUUGUAACUCAUUGCAAUAGGUCUUGCAUUACUUCUUUGAUAAACGGGUUAUACGCCCGGGGGUACUUUAGGAAUGUUUGGCUGGGGACUUGCCGCUUAGACCCUGGAACCCUAAGCUUAUGCCAGAGCUAGUUCAGCUACAUUUUGCUACCCUAUACUGGACUAAACACUCCAAAUUUCCCCCCCAUCUUAGAGUAGGUUUUAGGCUGAGUUGCGCAAAUUUAAACGUGCCAAUUGAUUUUUUAUAUAUAUUUUUGAGUGGCAAUCCCCGGUUUCGCUAGUCUAGACUAAAAUCUUCAACCAAUUGAUCAGUUUCCUGGAAAAUGAUACCUUCUUCUAGACCCAAAUUCUCUGAUUUAUAUACCCCAUCCCAGAGUAAACUGUUUGAAAAAAAGCUUGAAACAGCGGCACAUACCUAUAUAGCCCAUAAAUGGCAGUACCCCCCUCCCCCCACCCAGUGGGGUUAUAUGUUAAAAAAGACUGAAGAGACUAAGGCUACGUUCACGUGGCAUCGUUCGAAUUUUCAAUAGACCGCUCAAAACUUCGUAAGUUUAGGUGUUCUGUUCAAGCGGAACCACCUUAACUGUACAGACAGGGUCUGAAUGAGAAUUAGUGUUUAGUGUUAUUUGCCCAUAAUGUUUAGUGUUUGCUAUUAAAGUGGGCGCCAGUUUUUAAUGUUUACUGUUUCCGACGAAAAUGCCGUUAAGUGUCUGGAGGGUUCUUCGGACAUCUUCGGCAAUGGUCGGACCUCUUUGUUAGUCUUGGAAAAUCUUCGUCAGUCUUUGGGAAUCGUCGGUAGCCGUCGGAAAUCUUCUAAAACAAUCUGGAAUUGUCGUAAAAUGGCCAAAAACUCCUUGACAUACUCAAAAAAUGAAGUGUUUAGUGUUAUCGAGGUACCCCCAUUCAGACCCUCUUAGACGCCUACCCCCAAAGCUCCGUGUGUCAGACAGAGCGAAAAUAUCGAAAGGUUCCGUGUGAACGAAGUGUCCGGUAAAAUGUGUUAACAGGUCGAAAAUUUAUCCGUUGCCCUUUUGACGUGGCCUGAGUCUCUCCCAUCUUUUUUCCGUAUAGCAGUUUUAUAUUGAAGUAACGGUUUUUUGGUUUCCAUGCCCUGAUUUUGAUUUUUGAGAAACUUGUAACAAAGAGACACGUAAAUCAAAAUAUAAUAAGAGUCUGAUAUACAAUAUUAUGAAAAAGAAAUCAUGUCAAAUAAAAAUUUUGUUCGUUAACUGUUUCAGCACUGUCUGACACUGUUUCCAAAAGUUUAAUUGCAUGUACUUCUUUAUUCGUUUUCCUCUUGAGUAUUUUUGCCAGGGUUGAGGGUAGAGUGAACCCCUAAUACAUAGUAACCCUCAUAUAAAUAAAGAAAACUUGGAAUACGAAAAAAAUUCCCCUCUACUGUGGCAAAAUGUAUAAAACAACACCCUUAUAUUACGAACCCCUAAGUCCCUUGGCACCUUAUUGCAUCAGGUUUCCACUGUGAUGUUGUUGAUGUUUUUCCCAACCCUUGGCUCCACCCUUUGGUUUCAUUUCUUUCAACUUUGCAUGCCAAUAACGCACGUUGUUUGUUCCUCGCAAAGCGAAGGCCUCAAGGCCUUUGUCUACCGAGGUUUAAUAAAUUUGUCCGAAUUCGCGUCGCUCUCCUAGAUCGUUUAAAUGUCUUUCACUUCCCAAUCUCAUAAUUUCAUCAGUGCUAAAAAUAUAGGAUAUACAAAUUCCGGGUUUUCUCUUAGCUAGUGCAAAGUUUUGUUGGCUGAGAUGUGGUUGAAUUGCUUGACCCUGAACUGGCCCUUGUGAGGUUCCUGAGGUCAGUUAAGUCGCUUCUGCUCAAUACAUCUCAUGCACAUUGCCAACAUAGAGAAUUUUUCAUUAAAAUAUUCGAUCACUAGCACUGCACUUGAGUUUUCAAUGUAUUGUCCGGAUCAUAGCAGACAUAAGAAGAGGAUAGAAGAGUGAUUUAAUUAACAUUUCCCUCUUUCUUUUUCAAGAGUUACACUGUUAAGUGCCCUAAUAAAUGAAAACGUGAGCGAAAUUAAAAAGGCCAAAGUUUGUUAGGUUAACAGGCCGGAAUAUUAUUUAUCCUACUAGAGCUGGAUAAUAGAAAAACGGCAAUUUGUUUGCUAAAUGGCCGAAAUCAAUUAAUUAUGGCAAAAUCCACGAGGCCGAUAUGUUAAAUGAACUUUGCCUGACAAGAGAUGGUAAGGCAACAGUCAGGACGGUUGAUUGCGAUCUUUCAUGUCCCGUAACGACUAACAUUGGACGAGCCAAACUAACCUACAAACUCCCAAUGCAAGUUUCUUUUUGCAAAGAUAUGAAUUCCCUUCAGUGUGUGUGCCAGCAAAAGUAAUGACACUUUUUUGGGCAAUGUUUUCACGCGGUUACCUAAACCAUUUUUGUAAUCUCACCUUUCAGUGUCUCAAAAUCGUCGCAGUUUUAAAAGGGAACAUUUUUGUUACAAAAGAAACUGAAUUUGUUAGCGGCCUUUCUGGUCUUUGUCCAUUAAUUGUUUACAUAAAAUUCCAAUUUUCAGUCACCUUCAAAUCUUAAUUUUUUCCUUUUCCCAUAUUUUGUAAACAUGCCUUCCUUAAUUUUUUGCUUCAUUAAAAACAUUCUGAAAAUUUUCAAUUUGUUCCAUUCAUUAGCAAGGACGUCUAAUAAAUGGAGGAGGCAUUAAAAGGGGGAAAAAGUCGGCGAGAUUUAUCAGCAGAGGUUUUUUGAAUUUCUUAGGACAAGCUUUUUUGACCCUUAGAAACAUACCUCCCUUAAUGACCUCUCUUGUUUUCUUUUGACAACAUUUGCCGUUUCCCCCUUGACCAAUGUCACGUCACCUCUCGCAUUUUACCCUAACUUACAAUGACCCACAACAUUUUACGAAAAGUACCCGAGGUGUGGUACUCAAAAACUAAAUGGUUCGGUAAAAUGGGCAAAACAUUAUUCGCAAAAUUAUGAAGGGGCCGCUCAGGUUAGCUGGCUAUUAAUGCCGGGGUGGUGUUGAACCAUGAAAGAAUUUGGCCAGAAGGAAAGCGAUAAAGGAAAAUUAAUGACACAUACCAUGUAUAGAGUAAAUAAGAUAUGGAACAAGGCAGUCGAAGCCGCCUUUCCGAAGUUUUUGCUAAUUGCGUUCGGUGUAUGAAAGGUUCGGUGAUUCAAAGUGUGUUAGCAUAAGCUGCUUACAAUUUUCUUGUUGGUUAAUUAAUUUCCAAGUACGUUGAAAAUAAACCCGUAAUAUUAUUUCCGCUUAAAUCUUAUACGAACGCCUUUUUGUUUUGGUUGUUCUUUUCAUCAUUUUUUUUUCGUUUUUUGUGAUUUAUGAACGACUAAAAAUGGCUUCCUUGUUAUUGUAGGGAAAAGAUUCCCGAAAUAUUCUCUCGUGACAUUUGGCCAAAGAAACCGUUCUGAGGAAAUGUCACGAGAAUAUUGGUCAAUUUUUUGCUAGCUUUUUAACAGGAUAGUAAAUAGCGUGAGUCAGGACAUCUUCGUAAACCCGUCCCGUGCUCAUAAGAUUAUUCUUCAAAUAUUUCUACGCGCCUGUUUAAAUAACACUUAAACAUCUUAAACCCUUGUUGUCCUUUCCUGGAGUCUCUAAUUUUUUUCUAUGUCUAAAACGUGGGUUUCCUGGUGAAAUAUUGUUGAUCCCGGUUCAGAUCAGGGCUAGGAGCCGUAAAAUUGAACCCUUCCAAGGAACCGGAAGAUUUCAGAGCUUGUUUAACCUCACCCCAGAAAAGUUGUAGGUUGUAGAGGUUAGGUUUAUCUCGAACAAAUAUCAUCAUGUACUAGAAACCGUUUCUAAACCAUUGGGAAAACCAAGCACUACUGAACUAUUUUUGGAAAACAAAAACAACAACAUGACAACGAAAUGAAACAUCUAAAAGUAAUGGUCACACUGCACAACUCUAUGCAGUAUUGCCAGUACUUAUGCAUGCACAUAGCCAUAUCACCCGCGCAGAAAAAGUGUCACGAAAACUUCGAAAUAAAUGUGAGAUUGGCUUUUGUGAUCAAUUUUUUAAACUUGGUUUACGAACACUUAAUACUAGCGACAAAAUAUCGUGGAAAAAUACGUGCUCAGUGGUGUUCAGAUUAAAGUAGUAUAAGAAGACGAAUAUUUCAUAGGUAACAAUCAACAUGUUAGCUAAAUGGAACGUUAUUUAGCAUUGAGAAACAAGAUAAACAGAGAACAAUAGAAAGACGUGUGUUUGCCUAAUUCACAGCACUUUCAUGAUGAAAAACAACAAAAACUGACGUGGCUGACUGAGUAGUUGUUAAGAGGACUGACCCGGCCUGUUUCAAGGCUUCGCUGAGUUGACUAACCUUUAACGCACACCUCCGUUCCUUAAACAGGGGACUUUGAGUUGAUUAUUUCAUUCUGUGUCUUUUUAGAGAGAGUUGACAGUUUUGGGCAUAAGUGUGGUUUUUAUGCCUUAACGACUCUUUUACUCCUAGACUACUUUAACGGGAGAUAAUUUGUCACCUCUAUAACACUUUUGAAUCGGUGGACAAAAUCCAAAGGUGAUGCCACUCAAAUGGAACCUUAAGGCAGAAAUUUGCAUCGUACUAUUUCUUUAUUAAGAUUUUACCAAAAGGAAUUAUGCUUUGUGCGAUUUUUUUCUUCGGACAUAUUAUGGAGUGAACUAGAUAGGCCAAAUCUGAUUCAGCCUCUCCUGUGGCGCCAUUUGAACACAGUCAUGAAAGCCAAAACAGUCCCAUCAAAAGCUGAUCCCAGCCAACGCUAAGCCUUAGUCCUAGGUAAUUGGACUGUAAUGGCCCCGAUUAUGGCAGCCAAAUAAGACCCAAGAAAUAAACGCUCCCAAAUUUAGGGUUUAACACAUAUUUUUGAUUUACUAUGAGCGCGCGCUUAAAAGCUCUUAAGAAGUAAUUUAGAGUGAUGUUCAGGUUAUCACAAGUACAAGCGAUUGAAGAGUUGAAAUUGAUUAGUUGUGUAAAGUAAGGCGAAAGAAAUAAAGUUAGUCAAUGGAACAAACUAUAAAUCAUGUUUACCAGCAUCAUUUACAACUGCAUGAACAUAACUCACACGGCGUACAAUUUGACAACUUUGUUCAGAUGCUAAAUAUAUUUUUUUACAUUUUAUAUUAAACUGCAAAUCCUUGUGGCCGGCGUUCUUUCUUCCUAUAAUAAGUUUGAAUCACGAACCAAAAUAGCAGUCAAUUUUCGUUAACUGUGUAAUUACAAAUGAUGGACAAGAACAAUAAAAACGGUACAGGUGUUUGCAACUUUUUAAUAAUAAACCACUACUGUAAAUGUCAGCUGGACAAGAGUAUGUAAACUGUCAAAAAUCAAAAAGAACAAUCUAGUUGAUCAUUCACCUCUUAGAAAAUUAAAGGGCACGCAGCUAAACAAAUAAUGUAACAAUAACUUUGAAACACAAAUAAGCUCUCUAGCUGAGUUGCUGUUUGAGCCAAUCACAACUCAAAAACUGGUCAUUUGUCAAUGAUUGGUUGAGAAGUAACAAUAAAAGGCUACUUAACCUCACAGUUUUACUGUCGAGAUAAGGAUAGGUUUGGAGAGACUUUUGGGAUUGAGAUUAGCCAGUACAGCGCCAUGCGUCUCCUGCUGUUUUUUUCUUUUAUUUUAGUCUCAAAAGGAUUCAAAUGUCUUCAAAGGUAAGAUUUCAGUUGACACAAAUUUGUUCAAAACGUUGCAUGCGUGCGUGUUCGUAGGUCUCAACUCGAGCCGGAUUAUAAACGAAUCAAAACGUUUUCAUAGGCAUGUUUUUGUCGCAGUUAUUAAUUCAAGUUUAUGGAUAAUGGCAGGACAAUCCUGGUUGCCAUUGCAGCCUUGUUUUACCGGAUAUAGGUCGUAAAUGAGUAACAAAACAGUACGAUUGUUACUCUGAAGUUUUUAAACAGAGGUUUCAUUUUUUUAAGACGUAACACAUGGGCCCUGAAGUAGCGAAAAUCUGACAAAAGUACAUUAGUUUUAAAGAAUAUUAAAGCAUAUAUAUUUUUUCUAGGGUCACUUUAAUAAAAAUUUUACAAGUGUAAUUUACAAGUGUGGCCAUUGUUUUAGAGUUUGAAAACAAUAGCUACACUUGUAAAUUGCACUUGUAAAAGUUUUAUUAAAUUGACCCCUGCUUUGCCACACCAACCUUACGUGGAGUUUCUUUAUACUUGUGCUCAGUCUGAAAUUAUUUCCUCUUUUAGUAAUGAGAAUGAGAACGAAAAGCAAGUGAUUGUUAUAUCACUUCCCGGUGAAAAAAAUGUUCAGUAUCUUCAGCAAUUACAGAACCUUGCUGACUUCGCCAUGGAAAUGGACCAGGUGACACAAGGCAGGGAUCAUCUGUUCAUCAUUCACGACAAGUCGGGCCUUAAGUACUUUCAUGGCUACACCUUUGUCAACGCUUACCUCAUUGAAAUGGAUGAGUCACUGGAUAUGUGGAUGAGAGAUUUCCCUCCCACAAUGCCAAACCAACAGAUCCAAUUCACGUACAACCCACAGUAUCUCUCUGAUGUCCAGGCCGAGAAAGAUAGUCUCGCUUUCGAAAAGUUUGCGAGAAUGGUGGGGCUGUCUAAAACUUUGACGCACAGCAAGCUUGUUCUCGAAGGAGGGAACAUUGUGGAAAAUGGAUGUGAUAAAGCCAUUACGACUGCGAGAGCCUUAGACGACAAUCCGGGAAUAAAGGAUUUCAUCGCGGAACUGGAAUAUACUAUUAAAAGAACAGUGGCAGUCCUUCCAGACCCCGGAGAUACUACCGGACAUGCUGAUGGCCUAGUGUCUUUUGUAGAAAGAGAUGUGCUCCUGAUCUCCGAGUUUGAUGACGCUGAUGGAAAAUAUUUUUAUAAAGCCAUGAAAAACGCUGUUCGUGCCGUUUUUCCAAACCUCGUCAUCGCUCCUUUGCCGUGCUAUAUAAAGAAAAGCACGUCCCAUGGGUUUAGUGCCGCCGAAGGUUCUUACGCCAACUCAUUGGUGACAAACAACGCAGUGUAUAUGCCCUACUUUUCCAGGCAUGAAAGCAACGAAAAGGCCCGUAAGGUGUUCCAGAAGUAUACCUACAAAGACGUGGUUCCCGUGAUAGCUGCUGGAAAAGUGAACAUUCUUGGGGGCAGUGUUCGUUGCAUGACAUGGCAGAUCGACAAAGAUCAUUCAGUGGCUAAGGCAUUGUUUAAAUAUGUGGAAAACAAGCGAAAGAGAUCUUUGAUCUGA